Messenger RNA from Schizosaccharomyces octosporus yFS286, 1316 nucleotides. RefSeq lists its product as uncharacterized. Gene Ontology annotation, molecular function: protein binding. The record is from RefSeq and is a predicted model, not a curated record. The transcript has a single exon. Lineage: Eukaryota; Fungi; Ascomycota; Schizosaccharomycetes; Schizosaccharomycetales; Schizosaccharomycetaceae. Bases 237 to 1253 code for a protein of 338 amino acids.
CCUGAAGCGCCUGUUUUUUUCUAAAUUGGUCCCACUUGUAGUGGUAUACACGUACAUGUCAAAAAGUAUUCAAAUUUACACUUAACCACUUAGAAGCAAAUUGCAUACAUUUUCGUUCCUCAGGUGAGAGAACUUAUUAAGAAUUUAGUACUUGAUAUUUUAAAGCUAGAUUUCGAAAGAAUACCGUAGAGACUGAAACCAAGGCCGGUUUCUUAACAAAGUUACAAAUUUUGGAAAUGUCUGAUUUUGAGAUUGAUCUCAGUGGUAUUCGCGAUAAGUUAAAAGAAAAUAAUCCUUCUGAAGCCAUCGUACUUGCUCAAGUGGCUAUAGGAAAAGCUUCUGAUAAUGAUGGUCGUGCUCAUGAAAUGCUUGGUGAAGCUUUCGCUGAGCUUGGAGAAAUAAAGAAAGCCAAAAACGCUUUUCGGGAAUCAAUAAGGAGAAGCGACAAUUUAGAAGAGGAUAAUGGAUAUGAGAAGUAUCUCUGGAUGGCCCAAAUCAUUGAAGAUAGUGAGAAAUCAUUAAUGCUUUACGAUCGUGGUUUGAACAUUCUCUCCCGGCUAUACCAGUUGAAUUCUAAUGAUGUCGAUGUAAAAAAGAAACUACAAGGAGCUUAUUGUAGUGUUGCUGAACUUUUUAUGACCGAUCUUUGUAUGCGAGAAGAAGCUGAAAGUCAAUGCGAAAAGUACACUAAUCUAGCUCUACAAGUUGAUCAUACUAAUGCUGAAGCAUUACAGACCCUUGCGUCUAUGCGUAUCAGCCAACAGAAUUUUGAUGAAGCGAAAGAGGCACUUCAAGAAUGCCUAAAAUCAAUUUCGAAAGCCGCCAUGGAGGACAGUAUAGAUCUUCCCACCUAUGCUGUUCGAACUUCUGUUGCAAGGCUCCUAAUUGAAGUUGAAAUGCAUCAAGAAGCCCACGAUUUGUUAAUUUAUUUGCAGAAAGAAGAUGAUGAAAUUGUCGAUGUAUGGUACUUACUUGGUUGGAAUUGCUACGUGGAAGCUCAAAACCUACAAGAGCAAGGAAACGCCUCGGAAGAUGACAUUAAAGAAUUGUUGAUCAGCGCCAAGUCGUACUUUUUGGGAGCAUUGGCUACUUACCAAAAAACGAUGUGGGAUGAUGAAGGGAUUUUAGAACAUAUGAAAGAAAUUUUACAAAUUUUAAAUGAACUCGGUGUUCCCAAUCCCGAGGAGGAUGCAGGUGAGCCCGAAGAACCUGAUUGGGAAACUGACAGCGAUGAGAACAUGCAGGAUUCAUAAAUAAAAAAAGCAACUUUCUAUUGGAUAAUACUUGGCAACUUGGGUGUGAUUUCUGUUUUUUUA